AUGCUCCAAAACUACACUCCCCAAGAUUUAAAACUAGCUUAUCAAUUAGUCCAAACUGACUUAUUUAAUUCACUCACUAAUCUAACCAAUGGUGCCAGUCUAAGAUUAGGCUCGUUAGUGCUUUAUGGCUAUGGCUCUCACCUAAAUCCAGACUACACCAGUGGCUUACCCGUCCUAGGUGGUUUAGCCUUCGAAGCCACUACUGGUCAAAAGAUACCUCAACUAGGAGGAACCAUGGCCGAAGUUCAAACCGCUUUACAACAACUCCAAUUAACCCAAUCCCAAAUUAUUACUAAUCAAACUCAAAUCUAUCAACACCUUGAACAGUUAAAAACUAAUGCUACUCAGCAACUCACUAAUUUAAUCGACCAAUUUAAAUCAUUUCGUUUAACCCAUACCCAAGAGAAAAAACAAAUCGAAUUUCACCCUAACCCUAAAUUAGAAUCCGACUAUUAA
Messenger RNA from Funneliformis geosporum, 456 nucleotides. The record is from the annotation of a GenBank genome assembly. Lineage: Eukaryota; Fungi; Glomeromycota; Glomeromycetes; Glomerales; Glomeraceae.